ACAAAAUGCAUGGAGUGUUGUGUUUCCUAGCCAUUUUCACUCUGGCAUACUGUGCAGACAACUGGACACCGCCCCCAGUAUGUUUACUUCCAAAGCAACGAGGACCCUGCUCUGCGCAGAUUAAGAAUUUCUUUUAUAAUCCUGUUUCUGGUCGAUGUGAUAGCUUCAUGUUCUCCGGAUGUGGAGGUAACGAAAAUCGUUUCCGGACGGAAGAAUCGUGCAAUCGGCACUGUGUUUGUCAUAUUCCACCGGAGGCGGGUCCUUGUCGAUCAGCAAUGGAAAAAUGGUUCUAUAACCCUACCACUGGUUGCUGCGAAAAAUUUACUUAUGGCGGUUGUCAGGGAAACAGCAACAAUUUUCAAACUUAUGAGGAGUGUCGCUCCACAUGUGUUGGAUCCGCACCUGGAAUGGUAAAACCACGAGGCAGUAACUGGGGUAGCGGAAGUGAAAUCCACUUUGAAACAAAUAAUUUUUACAAUCCGCAAAAAUACGGAAAUAAGUUCACCGGAUCCAAAUCCCUUUGGAUCCAUGGGGAUCGCAGUAAUGUCAUGAGAGGGACCCAACAAGCAAACCAGAUUAUACGAUUCAUAACACCUGACCUCCAUAAGAAAGAGCAUUGGCAUUUCGUUGCAAAGCAAGACACAAAGAAUAAUUUUCCUCAAAGACUUAAAAUCACAGGUUUAUCAUCGAAUAGCCAGACAAUACCAGUCGGAGGGUCCAGAAUGGUAUUGUCAGGUAGUAGUUCGAUGCCAGGUGGAUCAGCUGGUGGACAGUUCAUAUCAUCUGGAGGAAGUUUCUCGGAAAGCGUACCAGUGGGUGGGUCCAAGUUGGUAAUGAGUGGAAAGACUUCAAUUCCCAUGGGGUCAGCUAGAACAUCUGGUGGAGCAUUUUCAUUUGGAACAUCUGGAGGUAGUUUAAGUCAGAGUGGAGGAAACCCCAUGGGCGGAUCCAAACUUGUUCUUAGUGGAAGUCGUUCAGUUCCAGCAGGCGGAAGUGGGCGUAUAUCAUCCAUGCUCGGAACUUCCGGCGGAAAUGGCCUAUCAGGCCUUGGUGGAUCAUCAUUGAAAAUCUCUGGUCAUUCCGCAGGAGGAAUGGGAGAUGACCAUCCCUCAGGUAGUUCGUUUGAAUCUGCACAUUCAGGCGCGCGUCACCCCGUGGGUAUGGGAUCUGGUUUCGUUGGGGGUAUGACAAACGCAUUAUCCCAAGGACAGGGCAUGAUGAGCGGGCAACCCACGGGCGGCGGUUUCAUGUCAAGAGCCAGUAUGCAAUCAAAAAGUAACUCAGCUCCUUUCCCAAAAAGCCAAACGUCCUUAACUUUACCAGUGGAAGAUGUUGUAGGAGGGAGUGCUGCUAUUGGCAAAUUGAUGAACAUGAUGGGAGGCAGAAGUGGUGGAUCAAUGGGUGGAGGAGGAACAGGUCAAGGUUUGAUAGGAGGCGGAUCUAACAGAGGAAGAGAAAAUUUCGUCUCAGCCAAUAGUAAUCCAUGGCACCCGAUGGCAGGAAAGAAAUAAAUAAUGUGAAUGCUCUUGAAGGGGGAUUUAAUUUUAAUUCUUGUGAUAUCUUCGAUUAAAUAAGAGUCAUUGUACAUGUACAUGUACAUGCGAUGUGCACUUUGAGAGUACGCGAUUAUUCAACAAAAUUCAAAUAAAAGUUGAAAUCCACAUGAUAUGCAUUAAAUGUGUGUUACCCCGUUAUC
Saccostrea echinata is the source of this 1696-nucleotide messenger RNA. RefSeq lists its product as uncharacterized. The coding region runs from base 6 to 1511 and encodes 501 amino acids. The transcript is spliced from 2 exons. Lineage: Eukaryota; Metazoa; Mollusca; Bivalvia; Ostreida; Ostreidae. Gene Ontology annotation, molecular function: serine-type endopeptidase inhibitor activity. The record is from RefSeq and is a predicted model, not a curated record.